This is a messenger RNA of Quercus lobata, 2860 nucleotides long. RefSeq names its product G-type lectin S-receptor-like serine/threonine-protein kinase At4g27290. NCBI's taxonomy places the organism in Eukaryota, Viridiplantae, Streptophyta, Magnoliopsida, Fagales, Fagaceae. Gene Ontology annotation, molecular function: ATP binding; protein serine/threonine kinase activity. The transcript is spliced from 7 exons. Gene Ontology annotation, biological process: recognition of pollen; protein phosphorylation. Bases 80 to 2566 code for a protein of 828 amino acids. The record is from RefSeq and is a predicted model, not a curated record. Gene Ontology annotation, cellular component: plasma membrane.
UUGAACCCAGACGCCAUAUGAUACACUAUGAUUUUAAUAUUAUCGUUAAAAGAACUCCUCCAUUUUAACUUGAACAAAAAUGGGGUUUUCUUUGUUUCUCUCAUUUUGUUACAUCUGGUUAUCUUCAGCAUCACAAACUUCCACUGCAGCAACAGUAGUUUCAGACAUCUUGAGACCAAACCAGGUGCUUAAAGAUGGCCAAAAUUUGGUGUCAUCUGGGCAACGAUUUGAGCUUGGGUUCUUUAGCCCAGACAGUUCAAGUUCAAGCAACAGGUAUUUGGGCAUUUCAUACAAGAAUAUCCCUCUUACUGUGGUCUGGAUCGCCAAUAGAAACAACUCAAUCCCUGGGCUUUCAGGGUCACUGUCAAUGGGCUCAAAUGGGUUCUCACUUUUUGCUAAUAGUUCAGUUGCUAUUUGGUCUGUCAAUGCCACCGCGGUACUAAAAAGUCCCAUUUUGCAGCUAUUGGAUAAUGGCAAUCUAGUUUUUAGAGAGGAAAAUAAUGGUGAUUCGGAAGGGUAUAUUUGGCAAAGUUUUGAUUACAUAACUGACACCUUGUUGCCAGACAUGAAGCUCGGUUGGAAGCUUAGAAAUGGCCUUCACAUGUACAUGAGAUCAUGGUCAUCUGCUAAUGAUCCCUCUGUUGGGGAGUUCAGUUUUAGUUUGGACCCACCUGAGACACCUCAGUUGGUGUUGAGGAAAGGGACACAGAAGAGGAAUAGGUGGGGUCCAUGGGAUGGAGCCAGGUUCAGUGGCAGUGCUGCACUGAGGUCCAAUCCUGUGUUCAUUCCUAUGUUCAAUUCAAGCAUUGAGGAGGUUUAUUAUACAUUCAAAAUUGUAGACCAAUCAUUGUUGUCAAGGUUUGUGGUGACCCAAGAUGGUUUGAUUCAGUACCUACAAUGGAGUAAGAAUAGCAAUGAGUGGGCUAUAAUGGUUACACUUCAGAGGGACAGUUGUGAUAGCUAUAUGGUUUGUGGGCCUUAUGGCAAUUGCUAUGAUGGUCCAAAAUGUGAGUGUUUGAAUGGUUUUAGGCCUAAGUCACCUGUGGAUUGGGCACGGGUUGAUUGGUCAGGUGGGUGUGUGAGGAAGUGGGAAUUGGACUGUGGGAAUGGAGAUGGCUUUGUCAAGUAUGGAGGAAUGAAGUUGCCUGAUAAUUCGCAUUUGGCGGCAAGUAGGAAUUUGAGCCUUGAGGAAUGUAGGUCUGUGUGUUUGGGGAAUUGUUCAUGUAUGGCUUUUACUGUGAUAGAUAUCCAUGGAAAUGGAGGAGACUGUGUGUUGUGGUUUGAUGAUUUGCUUGAUAUGAGAGAUUUUUCAGGAGGUGGGGAUGAUCUCUAUAUAAGAAUGGCGAAAGAGGAACUCGAGGCAAUUGCAGAUGCUAAGAGGGAUAGACGAGUGAAGGUGAUUGUCACUAGCAUCAUAUGUUCAGUUACUGGGAUGCUUCUAGUUGGCAUCAUUGGCUGGUACACUUGCCGAAUGAGAAGGGCAAGGAGAUGGAGAACAGCUGAAAGCUUAAACAGUUCCCAUAGAGAUUUCACAGAAGAAACUCAGGAGGAAGACCUUGAGCUACCUCUUUUUGAUCUGGAGACUGUUUCUGCUGCUACUGACAAGUUCUCCUUUAAAAAUAAGAUUGGACAGGGUGGCUUUGGUCCUGUCUACAAGGGUGUAUUGCCAACUGGACAAGAAAUUGCAGUGAAGAGGCUUUCUCAAAAUUCUGGACAAGGCAUCAAUGAGUUUAAGAAUGAAGUUAUAGUGAUUGCGAAACUUCAACACCGUAAUCUUGUUAAGCUCUUGGGAUGCUGCAUUCAAAGAGAAGAAAGAAUGCUAAUCUAUGAGUAUCUUCCAAACAAAAGCUUGGACAACUUUCUCUUUGAUGAGACUAGAAAGAAGUUGACUUGGAAGAUGCGCUUUGACAUCGUUAUGGGAAUAGCACGAGGACUUCUAUAUCUUCAUCAAGACUCUAGGUUAAGAAUCAUCCAUAGGGAUCUUAAAGCAAGCAACAUCUUACUAGACAAUGAGAUGAACCCCAAAAUCUCAGACUUCGGCAUAGCAAGAAUUUUUGGAGCAGAACAAACAGAACAAAUGACCAAGAGAGUAAUGGGAACAUAUGGCUAUAUGUCUCCAGAAUAUGCAAUGAGUGGGCACUUUUCAGUGAAAUCAGAUGUCUUCAGCUUUGGUGUGUUACUAUUAGAGAUAAUAAGCGGAAAGAAAAACUGGGGAUUUUAUCACCCUGGCCAUGAUCUCAACCUACUAGGACAUGCAUGGAAGUUAUGGAAUGAAGGGAAACCAUUGGAACUCAUGGAUGCACUCAUUGAUGAAUCAUAUUCUGAGAAUGAAGUGAUAAGAUGUAUCCAAGUGGGUCUUUUGUGUGUGCAACAACGCGUGGAAGACAGACCAACUAUGUCAUCUGUGUUAUUGAUGUUGUCAACUGAGAAUGCAAUGGUGCGCCAACCCAAGGAACCUGGUUUUGUCACUGAAGCUUCUUCUAUGGGAAUGGAUACAUCAUCAUCUAGUGGAAAAAAUCCUUAUACUGCUAACGAGGUUACUGUCACUAUUUUAGAUGCAAGAUAGAAGAGGUGUUUGGGUUACAAAUGUUUAUAGAUUUAUUUAUAGAUUUGCAUGAUAGAAGAAUUGUUUUGGUUAUAAAUCCUCACAAAUGUUUUGCAGAUUUUAUGUUGUACAGUUCUCCACAGAGUAGCAAAACUAAUUACAUAAUUUUUAAGAUUGGUUUAUGACAUGACAAUCAACAUUUAGAGCACUCACAGGUAGGGCAGUUGUGUGUCACAUCUCAUAAAGUUUUGAAUUUUGGGUCCUUGUUGACUGUGAUCACCAUACAUGGGUCAUUAGAAUGAAAAAUUAUUAGAU